Molecule: messenger RNA, 3326 nt
Organism: Spinacia oleracea (spinach)
Lineage: Eukaryota; Viridiplantae; Streptophyta; Magnoliopsida; Caryophyllales; Amaranthaceae
Product: protein ENHANCER OF LHP1 1
Exons: 12
Coding region: 199-3195 (998 amino acids)
Biological process (GO): mitotic cell cycle; DNA-templated DNA replication; DNA repair
Cellular component (GO): nuclear replication fork
Molecular function (GO): protein binding; chromatin binding
Source: RefSeq, a predicted model, not a curated record
UCUAAACCAAAAGGUCCAAAACUAAAGAAAAAACCCCGGGAAACCAACUCCAAAACCCCCAAAACUUCCCGCGAAAAAUCUCAAAUUUCAACAUUUACCCCCAAAAUCCCACACCAUAAACCCUAUCCAUCUCACUUUCCAAUUCAACCCCAGAUCAGAACUCCAGAUUGAGAGAGAAGAAGAGGGAGAAAAUUCAAGAUGAAGGUAAAACCAGUGAAGCUAAGAGAAUCCCACAAGAACAGUAACAAUGGCAAACCUUCAUUUUGCUCAGUUUUGUGGGACAACUAUUCCACCCACAUUGUCACUUCUUCCUCUUCAGAUUCCUCCAUUUCCAUCUAUGAUUCUCUCCUCCUUUCUACGCCGUCGAAGAAUCUCCGCCACCACCGAGACGGCGUCACUGCUUUGUCUCUCAGCCCUAAUUCCACCUGCCUUGCUUCCGGAUCUAUUGACCGCACCGUCAAGCUCUACAAAUUCCCAAGUGGAGAGUUUCAGAACAAUAUUACCAGAUUCACGUUGCCUAUUCGCACCCUUACUUUUAACAAAUCAGGAAGCUUGUUGGCAGCUGCUGGUGAUGAUGAGGGCAUCAAACUCAUCAACACUGUAGAUGCUACAAUAUCAAGAGUUCUUAAAGGGCAUAAAGGGCCCGUCAUUAGCUUGGCAUUUGAUCCGAAUAAUGAAUACUUGGCUUCUCUUGAUACUAAGGGGACAGUCAUAUUUUGGGAACUUAUAUCGGGAAGUAUGUUGCAUACUCUCAAAGGAGUGGCUCCUGAUACAAGUUCCGACAUGUCCAUUAUGAAUGGGCUUAGCUGGAGUCCUGAUGGUGAAUUAUUAGCUGUUCCAGGUCUGAAAAAUGAUGUGGUAAUGUUUGAUAGAGAUACAGCUGAAAAGGUAUCUACAUUGAGAGGUGAUCAUGUCAAACCUAUUUGUUUCUUGUCCUGGUCACCUAAUGGAAAGUAUCUUGCUACAUCUGGUUUAGAUAACCAAGUGUUAAUAUGGGAUAUCGCAAAGAAACAAGACAUUGAUCGACAAAAGUUUGAUGAGAGGAUAUGCCAUAUGGCAUGGAAACCAACUGGCAACGCGUUAGCUGUUAUUGAUGUCAUGGGAAAAUAUGGUAUUUGGGAGUCAAUAAUUCCUUCGUCAAUGAAAUCUCCAACAGAAGAUAUUCCCACCUUACAGUUAAAGAAUAGCAAUGGAAUUUUCUUAUUUGAUGAGGAGGAGGAGCAAGAGCGAAGUACAUCUAACAGUUUAAGUGAUGUGGGUGAAGAUAGCUUUGGAGAAUCAGUGCCUCACACCAGGAAAAGAUUACGAAAAUCAUCUUUGUCAGAAGAAAAUUUGGAAGAAGAUGUUGACGAAGAAUUGAAUAAGUCUACAAGAUCCGAAUCACUUAAAAGGCCUGCUAAGGCUCACAAGGAAAGUUGGGAGGGUGGAGAUAGGAAGCCAAAAUCCAUGAUUGCCCAAAAUGGUUCAAAAAUACAAGAGCCAUUUCAGCCUGGUGCAACUCCUGUGCAGCCAGGAACAAAAUGCUUUCUCUGUUACAACAUGCUUGGAAGCAUAACCACUAUGCAACAUGAUGGAUAUUCACAUAUAGAGAUUGAUUUUCAUGACACAAGUCAAGGUCCUAGAGUUCCAGCAAUGACUGAUUAUUUUGGAUUUACCAUGGCUUCUCUAAAUGAGAACGGGAGUGUUCUUGCAAAUCCAAGGAAGGGCGAGAAGAAUAUGAGCACUCUCAUGUAUCGUCCAUUUAGCAGCUGGGCAAAUAAUAGUGAGUGGUCUAUGCGGUUUGAAGAUGAAGAAGUGAAAGCUGUAGCACUUGGUACUGGAUGGGUGGCUGCUGCUACUAGUUCUCAUUUUCUCCGCAUCUUCACUGAGGGUGGCUUGCAGAGACACAUUAUCUCCCUCGAUGGACCAGUUGUGACUGCUGCUGGCUUUAAGGAUGAACUUGCUGUUGUCAUUCAUUCUUCGCAACCUCUUUCUUCAAAUGAUCAGAUGUUAGAGUUCAGAGUAUUCAACAUAAGCAAUGGAACCCAACCCCUUAAAGGACGCCUACCUUUGUCACCCGGUUCAAGCCUAACAUGGUUUGGAUUCAGUGAGGAAGGCCGACUAGCUUCUUAUGAUUCAAAGGGCAUGCUAAGAGUGUACUCAGAUCAAUUUGGUGGAAGUUGGCUUCCUCUAUUCAGUGCCAACAAAGUAAAGAAGCCAGAUGAAAACUACUGGAUGGUUGGUUUAAGUGCAGAGAAGUUGUUUUCUAUUGUAUGCAAAUCUCCUGAUUUAUAUCCUAAGGUAUCAUCCAAACCAGUUCUCUCGCUUCUUGAUCUUUCGUAUCCUCUUGCAUCUUCUGAUCUCGGAGCAGAUACUCUUGAGAAGGAAUUUAUCUUCAGGAACACACGUCUUUUACAGAUUCAGAAAGCAAUUGACGAAACAGAAGCUGCUGGUAUGGAUUGCACACAACUUGAUGAUGAAGCUUUCGAUAUGGAAGCAGCACUUGAUAAGUGCAUUCUGAGGCUCAUUGCAUCUUGCUGCAAUGGCGAUAAGCUAGUACGGGCUACUGAACUUGUAAAGCUCCUAUCAAUGGAAAAAUCAGUUAGGGGAGCCAUAAAGGUGGUCACCACUUUAAAGCUUCCGAGUUUAGCAGAAAGGUUCAACAGCAUCUUGGAGGAGCGAUUACUCAAUGAUGCAACCAAGAAUGAGGCGCUUUCUAACCCUAAGUCGCAUGCUGAUACAACUACCAAAACGGAUACCAUUGAUAAGACCUUCAUUUCUCCAAACACCUUAACCGAAAAGUUCAUCAGCAGAAAUAACAUCUUGAGUAAUAACUUGAGUUCAAACUUAACAAACGAACCUUCAGAACCCAUCACCCCCUCACCCACACCAAAAUUUACAGCUACUAUCUUCCCUAAGAAAGCAAAGAUUCAGGAAGGAAACAGUUUCCAAGUGGAGCAGAAGAAGUCAGUUGUUCUGACUAAUGUACAGAAACCUACAGAUAUAACAAAAGAUGCUGUUAAUCAUAGUUUAGGCAAGCAACAGAACCCUGCAGAGGCAACAAAGAAACUAAAGUUUUCUGGUGCAUCUAACCCAUUUGCUAAAUCAGGAAUUGACUCAGAUAUACGGCCGAAAAACCCAUUUGCAAAGACAUCAGGCAUUCAGGAGAAAUCUUCUCUGCUCGAUUCGAUCAAGAAGAUGAAGACAGUUAGCUAGGAUGUUGCUGCUCUGAACUUUUGUUUGGGAAUAUUGUAAAAUGUACAUAAUUUAAUUCUUCAUAUUUGCUUGAUUUCUGACAACCUUUUGGGUUUAAUAGAAUAUAUGAUCAUGCAAUUUCACUGGUCUCA